AUGGUGGUCAAACUUGUGGCUAGCAGCCCUCGGGGAUGCCAAUCUGAGCCUCACAAUUACUCUCGCCAAUCGACCGGAGGAGAUCACUCCCGGGAAUCAUCGCCCGAUAUUAUCAUGAUUCAAUCCCGCUGUGCACUUAAUAUUCCAUACCAGCAAUACGCUUUAGCAUAUCUCGACCCGUCCGGGAAUGUUCAGUAUGAACUCUCUCCAUCCAUACAGAAGUAUCGGGGCGAAUUAUUUUGUCCCGAGUUUGAAGAACGAUUUUUACGACAUACAAAUCAAUCAUCAUUGGCUGGCCCAAAUUCCAAAUAUCACUCGAAAUCAAAGAGGGCUCAAUAUCUAUCUCCCCUGAGUCCCAUGCCUCCGCAAAAACGCCAACGACUGGAGGAUGCAAUAAAUGGAUUGUCUGUCGGCAAUGAUGACAAGAAAUCCGAAAACCAGCGUGCACAUGGCAUUUGGAUGUCAGUUGGAAAUGAGGAAGAGAUGCUGGCCUUUUAUUCAGAAUUCUUCAAGGCCUUCCAGCAGAUCAAUUGUCGCCAAAUUGCAAAAGCAUAUAUCAAGUUCAUUGAGCCUCGAAAACAGGCAAAGCACCCAUACAAUGGUGGAAGGGCUGGUCCAGAAGACACAAGGGACCCUGAGAAAACUAAGCCAGACUGGUGGCCUCCUGGCGUGAUUCAUAAAGAGCCAGAUCAUCUGAAAAAGAUUCCUCGAGUGAACCUCCUUAUUCAUAUAUUUCGGAAUUUGCGCAAAUCUCAUGGUAUCACUUCCCAAAAGCUCAAAGCUGCUGGCGCAGAAGCACAGAAACAGUGUAGACCGGGUGAAAAGGCAGCUAUUCUGAAUGAAAUAUAUCGAGUGAGGGAAAUAGAAGAGCGUUAUGAACGGGGAGAGAUAGAUGCCGAUCAUAUAAUUUACGUUCCUCAGGAAGAAAAAACGGAUCCCGGCACGAGGGAGGGCUCUGAGACAGCGUCUGAAUCUGAUCAGCAGAGCUACUCUGUAGGCGCUGGCAAUUGCCUCCGAGAAACUGCAUCAGAGCUUGCGGAUGUGAAUGAGAAUGAUGGAAGCUUACAAAUCCCGCCUCAGACAUUCCCUGAGCAGAACAGGACCGUCCCCAUUUUUGCUCACGACAGGAACAGUCUCCUUCCAUUAUCCAUGCCAGUCGCCUUUGAACCGCGAACCCCAAGCGCUUUCUCUCCGAUGGGAAUUAAACCAGACUAUGAAGAAUUUACACCUAUAGACACAACUCCCAGGUCAAGUGACGGGAUACCAAAUGGGUCUAACGUCAGCUAUCUUCACGGAUUGACCCAUUCCCCAAACGAAAGCGAAUAUAUGAAUCCAAGGAACUUCAGCCCAGAAGCUCAAAGUGGAGGAAAUUAUGGCUCUUGGUCAGCAAUAUCUUUCCAACAACCUAUAUUUAGCCCUGUUGAUUAUGGAAACGGGGGUGCUGGGAUGAUACCUCAGCACUAUAUGCCUCAGUCAGUUCCAGUGAUUUUGCCAUCGCAUGGACUUUUUCCUCUUCGAGAAGUCCACGGAGCAGGGACAUAUCCUCAGAUCGAUGGCAUACCUGUAUUUUCUUCCCCCAUUUCGACAGGAUCCUUUAGACAUCCCCAUGUGAUGGCUCCGCCGCGUCAUCCCGCUGAUGAAGCGGGGGAAUAA
Paracoccidioides brasiliensis Pb18 is the source of this 1653-nucleotide messenger RNA. RefSeq lists its product as uncharacterized. The record is from RefSeq and is a predicted model, not a curated record. The transcript is spliced from 5 exons. Bases 1 to 1653 code for a protein of 550 amino acids.